ACACAUUGUUACGAACGCACAGCGUAAUCAGACUUGAGCAAGUUGAUAUGGUUUAUACAAGAAUACUAAUCAUUUUAAGUGAUUUAUAAAUAUUACAAUAAUAUUAUUAUUGUAUUGUAUUUAUAUACAUCUUAGUAUUCAGUGAGAACGAGAACUUCUAAAUCUAACUUAGUUAUUUAUCGAGCCUCACUACCAAUAUGAAUUCCAGUGGGGCGCUUGGACUUCGUAUUCCUGAAUGGAAUCUGAACAAAAGCCAAUAUGACGAAGUCGACAGCUUACCGCUUAUAGCCAGCAUUGGCCCAGUAUUGACCAUAUUGGCCACAUAUUUAGUGUUCGUGUUGAAGAUUGGCCCGGCUUUGAUGACGAAGCGAGAACCUUUCAAACUGAACACCACACUACUCCUAUACAAUGGAAUACAAGUUAUUAUAUCUGUAUAUUUAGUGCAAAGGUACUUAAUGAAUAUACUCAACUUUGGAUUACUUCCAAAGAAAUGUUACAUACAGGAUGUUGAACACAGAAACAAUAUCCUGAUAGGAAUUUGGCUUUACUUCGCAGCGAAAGUCACCGAGCUCCUGGAUACGAUAUUCUUCGUUUUAAGAAAGAAAGACAAUCAGGUCACCUUCCUGCAUUUAUACCAUCACUCCAUCAUGAUGAUUGGAACGUGGUGUUACAUCAAAUACUGGCCGUCACACACUCUCAUUUUUAUCGGCUUCCUAAACUCCCUCGUACACGUUUUUAUGUACACGUACUAUGGCUUGUCAGCUCUUGGCCCGAAUGUCGCCAAGUACUUGUUCUGGAAGAAAUAUAUGACAAAGUUUCAAUUGGUACAAUUUGUAUGUAUAAUAAUACAGUACGUGUUCGCGGUGAGAAACUCUGAAUGUCCACCAGCGAAAGGUGUCGCCACAUUCGUCGCCUGCAACACCGGCUUCUUCCUUGUUCUUUUCCUUAACUUCUAUCGUCACAGCUAUAAUCGUAAAUUAAAGAAAACUAGCAACAGUGUAUGCCAAACAAUAAAUAAAUUAGAAGAAACUAAAGACAAAAAUAUGUAA
This is a messenger RNA of Papilio xuthus (Asian swallowtail), 1049 nucleotides long. Its product is annotated as elongation of very long chain fatty acids protein 7. The transcript is spliced from 6 exons. Gene Ontology annotation, molecular function: fatty acid elongase activity. Bases 198 to 1049 code for a protein of 283 amino acids. Gene Ontology annotation, cellular component: endoplasmic reticulum membrane. Gene Ontology annotation, biological process: very long-chain fatty acid biosynthetic process; fatty acid elongation, monounsaturated fatty acid; fatty acid elongation, polyunsaturated fatty acid. The record is from RefSeq and is a predicted model, not a curated record. NCBI's taxonomy places the organism in Eukaryota, Metazoa, Arthropoda, Insecta, Lepidoptera, Papilionidae.